UUUUCGGCGAACGAGCACCACAACCUCCCUCAAACCCCCACCCCAAACAUCUAUCACAAACGCUGACCACCCACCCCCGACCUACUAUACAAUCCACCUUCACCCAAUGUUCCGCAACCAGUACGACUCGGACAUCACGAUAUGGUCUCCGCAGGGGAGGAUCCAUCAGGUGGAAUAUGCAAUGGAAGCCGUGAAGCAGGGUUCGGCGUGCGUCGGUCUGCGCUCCAACACCCAUGUUGUGAUAUUAGCUCUCAAGAGAUCACCCGGCGAACUGGCGUCGUACCAAAAGAAGCUGAUGCGUAUUGACGACCAUAUGGGGAUUGCGAUUGCUGGGUUGAUGUCAGAUGCGCGUGUGUUGAGCACAUAUAUGCGCGCAGAAGCUAUGAAGUCGAAACUUAUCUUCGACCGACCGCUGCCUAUUUACCGGAUCGUCGCUGCUAUUGGAGACAAGGCCCAAGUGAACACACAACGUUACGGUCGCCGCCCCUACGGUGUAGGACUGCUCGUGGCCGGUUACGACGACGCCGGACCACACCUCUUCGAAUGCGCACCCUCCGGCAACUUCUUCGACUACUACGCCAUCUCGAUUGGCGCCCGGUCCCAAUCCGCAAAGACGUAUCUUGAGAAGCAUUUUGAGUCGUUCGCAGAUGCAUCCCUCGACGACCUGAUCGUGCACGGCCUACGAGCGUUGCGGGAUACCAUGCAGCAGGACAAGGAGCUGGAUAUCAAGAACUGCUCUAUUGGGAUUGUGGGCAAGGGUGUCAAGUACCAUUCAUUGGAGGGCGAGCCUGUUCAGAAAUACCUCGACCUCCUUGGCGACGGUGCGGCCCCCGCCUCCACAGACGCACCAGCAGCACAAGACGAUACCGGUGCCGCGCCCAUGGAAACCGACCAAUAGUAUUCCCGUCUCCCCACCACCAGUAUAUACAGAAACGAUGCGAGCUGCGGGGUGUUCAUAGUGGAAAUGAUAUUUGCAAGAUAU
Messenger RNA from Fimicolochytrium jonesii, 982 nucleotides. Its product is annotated as 20S proteasome subunit. The record is from RefSeq and is a predicted model, not a curated record. Gene Ontology annotation, cellular component: proteasome core complex, alpha-subunit complex; proteasome core complex; nucleus. NCBI's taxonomy places the organism in Eukaryota, Fungi, Chytridiomycota, Chytridiomycetes, Spizellomycetales, Powellomycetaceae. The transcript is spliced from 9 exons. Gene Ontology annotation, biological process: ubiquitin-dependent protein catabolic process. Bases 107 to 898 code for a protein of 263 amino acids.